Oreochromis aureus is the source of this 4090-nucleotide messenger RNA. RefSeq names its product zinc finger protein OZF-like. Lineage: Eukaryota; Metazoa; Chordata; Actinopteri; Cichliformes; Cichlidae. Gene Ontology annotation, cellular component: nucleus. The transcript is spliced from 2 exons. The record is from RefSeq and is a predicted model, not a curated record. Gene Ontology annotation, biological process: regulation of transcription by RNA polymerase II. Bases 330 to 1565 code for a protein of 411 amino acids. Gene Ontology annotation, molecular function: RNA polymerase II cis-regulatory region sequence-specific DNA binding; DNA-binding transcription factor activity, RNA polymerase II-specific.
AGGCAGGAGGAAAGGAGGACCUCACAGGAGGAUGCCAAGGAUAGGGUGAGAAGGAGCGAGGAUCCACUGCUGUGAAAAAGAAGAUGAAGACAAAAGCACUUUCAUAAAAAGAUUGUUAUAAAUGUUUAUAAUUUUAAUUUGUAUUUCUUCACCAUUGAAUGCAUUAAGCCUUCGUAGAAAGCGUUUUAUUUUUUUAGAGGAAAAGCAGCUUCCGGCGGAAGUGGACUGAGAGUAGCUUAACUUCACCGCUGUGUGGACGUCUAAAGCUGGGAGCUGGAGGGUGACGGUGUUUCGUAUCGCUGAGGCUCGGUCGAGCUGCUGGGGGAACCAUGUCCGCUCUUCAGCAUCUGAGGCUGUUCGUGAAGGAGCGUCUGAGCGCCGCAGCGGAGGAAAUCUUCAGGGAGUUUGAGAAAACCGUCCUGCAGUACGAAGAGCAGCUCCACCAACAGCACGGGGCCCUGAGCUGGACUGCAGACUCUGCAGACCUUUCACAGCAAGAUGACUGCAAAGAGGAGGAGAAGGUUUCCAUCGCCCAGGAGCUCUGUAAGCAGAAAGAGGCCACCAGUGUGGACCAGGAGAAACCAGAACCAGUACAGAUUAAAGAGGAACAGGAGGAGUUCUACACCGGUCAGGAGGGAGAGCAGCUUAUCCUGAAGGAGGAGAGCGAGACAAUUAUGGUGACUCUUACUUAUGAUGAAAGUGACCUCGGUGAACCUCAGCACAAGUACGUGGACUCUGGAUCUACGACAAAUGCAGAGCCACAGCCAGCGGAGCUACAUCAGCGAACCAGAAGCACCACGAAAGCUGUCACAUCACAGAGUCAGCAUAAACCUGAUGCGGGGAAAAAGUCUGUAAAAUGUGAUGUUUGUGGAAAAACCUUCAAGUAUAAUUUCCAAAUGAAGAAACAUUACAGAAUCCACACAGGCGAGAAGCCGUACGCCUGCAGCACUUGUGGAAAAAGAUUCUAUCAGAUUUAUUUCAUGAAAUAUCACGAAAGAAAUCAUACAGGUGAGAAAUCACACCUGUGCAUCACCUGUGGGAAAAGAUUCACUGACCUAUCGGCACUUAAAAGGCAUACAUCCAUCCACACAGGCGAGAAGCCGUAUUCCUGCGAAACGUGCGGGAAAUGUUUCAGGCACAGUGCGACUCUGUUGGUUCACAUGAGAACCCACACAGGUGAGAAGCCGUACGCUUGCAACACCUGUGGGAAAAGAUUCACCAACUUAUCUGCAUUUAAAAAACAUGCCGCAAUCCACACAGGUGAGAAACCCUAUUCCUGUAAAAUCUGCGGGAAAAGUUUCACUCAGAGCGGGAAUCUGACGGUUCACAUGAGAACGCACACAGGUGAAAAAUGGUACUCCUGUGAAACGUGUGGCAAAAGUUUCAGUCGAAGUAGCAAUUUAACUGUUCACAUGAGAACGCACACAGGUGAGAAGCCUUACCACUGCAACACCUGUGGGGAACGAUUUAAAUACGCCGCAACGCUAAAGAACCACAUGGGAACGCACGCAGCGGAGACGUCGCACGCUUGCAAAAAAUGUGGGAAAGGCACCAAGGGGGAGUGAUAACAAUCUGGUCGCUACGGGAACCCAUACAGGUGAGACGUCAGGGUCCUGAAACAACUUUGUGGAAAAAAAUCUUAUGAAUAUGCUCAUGGUAAUUUAAAGUGCAUAAAAACUGCUGUGACUUUGUGUUCACAACAUCUGUGUGUUGUGUUGAAGAGAUAUCAACUAGAGCACAAUAAGGCUGGGAUGUACUUUCAUGCAAUACCACUUUCUACCACAAGAUGGUGCAACAAGUCUGUGUAACCUUUAUUUAAGCAGGCAGUAGUGACUCCUUAUAAACACUUUAUUAUUUCAGUCAUGGCAUCAGUUCCAUCUGUUUUACUGCAGAAUGUCAAAGACUAGCUUAGUUUCUAUAUUUUUGACUUUCAGGAAGUCGAAUGAACAACUUUAACAUGCCAGACUUUUGUUGGCUCAUGUUUUUAAUAUUUUAAUACCAGAUAAUUAAUCUGAUUAUGUCAGAAGGAUGAAAAAUAUAAAGUAUUUCAAUAUCCUCAUAGAAGAGAAAAUGCAAAAACAAAACACUUGGAAUAACUUGUCCUUAUGCUCCGCUAUCAUGUGUUCGGCACAGGGAUGCAGAAUCAGUCCUAAACGAGCUGCUUGUUAUGUUUUGGUUAGCUGUGAUGUCAUGUCUCCAUGCUGCUUUUUUUAAUCACUCAACAUCUGGCUCAUUUGUGUUAAUGAAGUGCAGCUGUGAGACAAACUCCUCUCAGACUUUUACUUUUGUGGUACAAUGUUUUGUGUCUCCAGGUAAAAACACACGUUAGCCUUGAAUAAUCAAUGCUCUCGUGUGUGGGCGGAGCUUCAGACAGCCCUCAGUGAGGGUCCAACAGCUGCUCUCUGGGAGCACAUCUGCACUUUAUUCAUUAUCCUCCUCCUUCUUCUGCAUUUCCUGCUUCUGGAAGCAGCACAUUAUGCAGCAUGUGAUGUGACUUUAUGUCACAUUUGCCGUGUUGAAGUCAGCCAGUUGUGGCUUGAUUAAUUGUAUUCUUGCAUCAUGUCGACUGAACGGUUACUAUCAGCCCCUCCUCAGCACACUGUUCAGUGUUUUAUAGUGGAUAGUAAUAUCAGAGAUUAAAGCUGCUCGACAGUAUUUGAAACAUUAACAUCCAGUAUUGAAAUUAGACCUUGUGUAUGUCCCGGUAAUAAUAUAAACAGUUAAUAACAUUUAUAAUUUUGCUGUUUUUACCCCCAUGAAGGCCUUUUGUUACACUCAGCUCUUCUGUGUUGUGCUGUGCUUCUUGUCUUUGAGACAAGAAGAAAUGAGACUGUUUAUGAUGGUUUGAACCCAAAACCUUCUCUCUGUGAGGUGACCAGGCUAACCACUGUACCACUGUGCUGCCCAGCUAUCUAAUCUGUUUAUCUGACUAAUGCAGCUACACUUUGUACUCAGUCGGUCAGUAUUUGGAUUUCAAGCAGAAGCCUUUCCCACACAGACUUCUCUCCAGUAACUGAGCAGUUAAUGACAGACUUGCGAUGUCCUGGCUGUUCCUGAGCGGUUUGCACUGCACCUCAUUUUUAUUUAUUUUAAUCAGCUUCACACAGAGGUGUCUGAGUUAGUCGUCUGUGGCUUUGUCUGUCUCUCCUGGUUUUACAGCAGCAUCUCAUCUCACAGCUCCACACAUACUUUACCGGUCUGACACCUGGGACCUGGUGGCAGCUGGGUCUGCUGUUGAUCAGCAAACAGCAGUCUGCCAGUAACAGUGUAUUACAUCCUAUCAGGUGCGUAGUUUAAGACUAAAAAUAGCCACAUAAACACUUCAGUUCUUUAAAAUUUAAUGACUUUGGAUCUUAAAAAAAUCACGACCAUCCUGUUAGUACGGUUAGCCAACACUAAACCGCGGGCCGAGUUUCUCAGCGGGGUCGAUAAUCUUCUGGAAUAACUUGUGAGUCAUUCCGUCGGGUCAGAGCAGUUACGUCUCUUUAGUUACGUUUUCAAAAAAAUCCCUUUCAUCAAAUAUUUCUGAGUGUGCAGGAUUCACAGCAGAGCUUCCAGACUCCAAGUGCCUUCAGACUUUAACAGUGAUGAUGAUUGUUGUCACACUGUGUGAGACACAACAAACACAGUGUAAAUCUGUGUCAGGCCGAACAAAGUGAGUGAAUUCAAAUAGUGAACUUCCUUGAUGACUGACAGAAUGGCAAACGAAUGAAGACGUCUGCUAACUAUGAGGUUUAACUUCUGUGCUUGAGUUUUGCUUGGGUUAAUCUGACAAAUAUAACCUUGAAUAUCAAUGUAAUCCUUUUUUUUUCUCAGAACUAUUUUGAAAAAUGUCAUUAAUUUGAAGUUCUAUGUAAUCCUGUCCAUCUUGUAAAAAUCCAUUAUGCAUUGUGGUGAUUUAUUUUUAUCUAAGUUUAAAAUAAAGGUUUAUUGUACAGUAACAUCAGAGAGAUCCGAGCCGAGGAACAGGCUGUGUUUUAGGUGUUUGUUUGUUUUUCCAAAGCAUCAUAAAAAAUAAAUUCAUGUGUUGCAUCAUAUUUGAUAUAACAGCAAACUUUUAUAUUUAAAAAAUAAACAUGCAGAAACUUUA